ACUUAUUACUUCUUUUUAGCACUGAACUUUUCACCUCUGCUGAUGAAGUAUCAACACACCCUCAUGGAUCGCCAUUCUUCUGCUGCACACCGCACAAAAAAAAACUCAUGAACAGCACAAACAUCACCAACACCCUCUUCAGCGUCGAAAAUAUCCUUAGUGAUCACGGCGAAAGUGUAAACCCCACCUUCGCCUUGGUUGGAUCUGCGUUGGCCCUUGUUAUCGGUUCUGUGGCAUUGCUCGCCUCCUGGCCUUCUUGCCGUAUUCUUGUCGUCCCUUUGUUUCUGUUUGUGGUGGCAUGCUCUCUCUUUGUGUGGUAUUCUUAUUCACUUCGAAAGCUCGACAACGCAGACUAUCAGGGUCUGGUCCGGGUGAUUGACGUGACAUAUGACAAACGAGUCGAGGUAGUUGUCCAGAACAACAACAAUAACAACAACAACAACAACAACCAGCAACAAAGCUACAACCACGUACCCUACAACAGCAACAAGCAAGAGAGAAAGGUAACCUACACUUGGCACUAUGAUGCCGUGGUUUCGGUGGACUGGGGAUAUGAGUGGGCUUGUUCCGCCCAUCUUGACGGCUCGGGCCAACCCAAACAGUGCUUUUCCAUAGUGCCACUAUGCUCUCAGCGGAUUUGCAGCCGCACGGGCAAUAGCGGCAGACGCAGUUGCACUUAUGAGAGUGAGCAACGCGCUCUCAAUGACGUUAGGGAGUGCAUGGCAAAGCGCUUCAACGGGACACGUAUCCAUAGUAUUACCGACAGCUACACUCCCUUUGAUCCUUUUGUGGGUCCUUCACAGGACGUUGACUGGCCCAGCAUAAUCGCUUAUGGAGACUGUGACACGUGUGAGAUCCAUGUGGACCUUGCCUCCGCAGAGACCCUGAGGAGAAUACGCACUGCGGGGUUUGUCUUUUUGUUCGUUAGCCUUGCAAUGUUGGCCGCCCUUCUUCUGGUGGCUUUGUGUAAUACGCUAGACUGCGAACGACGCAAGCGCCAGUUUCCGAGAAAACGGAAAGAUAGCAGUGCUCGUGCUCCCAGUAACAAGCACAAGUGGGUGGCAAAGCCCGGUGUUGACAACAUCGUGGCUGAUCCCUGGGGCUUUCCAGAGAUUACGGCACUCCCCGCAGGAAAAGACGAAGAAAAUCCGCCACAACCCAAGGUUCCCAAUGAAGAAACGGAAAUUGUUGUGGAGCCCGAAGAAGGAGGGGAACAGGAGGAGGGAACCGGUGUACCCAAACACGAUCAUUUCGACAAGGACGCGGAAGAUGAAGACAAGGACGCGGAAGAUGAAGAUUUAGAGGGUUUCAGAUCUUGCCGCGAGUGGUGAUACGACUGUACCAGUUCCAUCCUUGGCUUCAUGGGCCGCGCCUCUGGGUACUGUCGAGGGGGCGCCGGUACAGAAUAUGCGGGGUGACCGGCUUCCAGAGUAUUGGCCGCUGGUUUCUUUUCUGUACCAUGAACGAAGCAUCCAAGUGUGCUGGCUAGGGUUUGAUUCCGAGUGACAAUCAUUCAUCCUGCCAGCCCAGACGCCAGCAACGGUCAUGCAAAAAAAAGUAUAGGUAGAAAUUGUUAUCGCACUAUUUUAAAAUGUUAUUUACUGAUAGACGGACAUGGAUGGCUGGAUGGCAUCUUGAGGUCACUAAGAAGCAACGAGGUCGGUGGGUUUAUUGUGCCUGCCACGCGGCGUUGAUUUUUUGGAUGUUGUCACUGAGUAUGAAGAGCCGUGACAUCGCCUUUAAACUCAUCAACGAAGCAUAGAUUCCUUUUGGAUUUCACCUACGGUCACGCAGCAUCCACACUUGGGGAAAAGAUUCAAGCCCAAGACGUUGACAGCCAAAGGCACCUCGCUAUUGCACGGGAUGGCAGCGGAAACGACUGCACAGCACCCUUGAAGCUGGAUAUUCACCAAGCUCAAACCAUCGCACUCACAUUUUGGACCAAUACAGCCACAUGGUAGACAAGGGGCGCUCGGCUUGCAGCAAACUUCACAAUUCAGGCAGCAAAGGCCGAUUUUUCCAGAACAUCCAAUGCUACUCGUAGAGGAGAGGAGCAAGAUAAUCAGCCGUCGUCUUCAGUCAAAGGCAUAACACAGAGGGAGAAGACUGAUAACAUGAUGUAGAUGUAACUCACCAGUCGGCGUCAUUGUAGUACCCACAAUUCGCACAGCACAGGGCACAGCAGAGGAUGAUGUUUUCCUCGUCGACGGCGUCUUCGUCACUGAACAAUGUCAUGUUUGCUUUCUAUCCCGCUGCUGUUAUGGGUUUCUCAAGUACAAAUAAUAUGAGCUCUCAGUGGAUUGCCACGAUCAGUGUUCCGUGAAUGGAGAUCUCUCUUGCUCUGAAGGUUCCGGGAAGAUCUCUUGCUCUGCCCUCAACGCCCCACCAGCGCCAUGUUGGUGGGUGUUUGCAUCGCUGAUUUUCCGUUGACUCACAGCGUACUCUACGAGGUUGUUGCCAUCGCGGCAUUGGUGCUAAGGUAAUAAGCUGGCAAGGCUGCUGGAGGGGAGCCUCCUCCGAAGGAGAAGCAACUGCAAUUGAUUCGAUUCGAUUCCUCUUUCCUUGAGCCCAGCGGUCACCGGUACUGGUAGUCGAUUCUACCGUAGUGUUUCCCUGCGACCCUAAUUUGUACGUGCUUUACAACUGGUGGCUAGCUACUCGGAUUCCAUCUACCGGUAGUGCCGGUGGAGAGGCGAAAUGUGCAGCAUGUGCAGCUCUACCUAGCAGCAAAGAAGUGAGUGUUUUGCUCAUUACUCCUCCUUGUUGUGCCUGCCGCCCCAGAAAGAGGAUCAGCAAAUUGAUGUUCCGAUCGGUCCGUGGUAUCUGGCUAAUACGCACACUUGAAACAUGCACUUCAGGCUGUCACAACAAAGCGGUUCCCUCACGUUGCUUGCUUCAAAUCUUCCUCCUGUGCUACUGGAGUAUAUGUCUUGCAAAGGAUUCGGCAUUGUCCAAAUACAAAUGAUGCCCGGCAUUUGGCACAAUAGAUAUAGAUGCAACGUCAUUCGAAUUUGAUUGUUGAGACAGGUAGCUCAAAGCUUUCCUGGCACUUGGUUCGUUGGGCCUCAUCCAAUCAUGGUCUCCAUAGAGGACCUUCCAGUGGAGCUUUGAUUCUUGUCGUGUGUGUUGCCGUUGGGCAUACUCUUGAAAUAGUGGUUCCAGAGGUUCUCUGGCGAAUACUCCUGCAAUGUCUGGAGACAUGCCGGGUUCCAGCAACGAGUUGAUGGCAAACUCUCCAGAAGGAUGAGCAGCUGUAAUGUGAAAGAGAUAAUUUGCCAGAAUCUCUAGGACAUGAUCGUCAGAGUCUCCGGCCGCCAGCUGAGGGAUCCUACCAGCCAAAGCACGACGAACGGCAUUUCUCCCCCGAGUGGCACCCAUCAUUCGGACCAGCUGUUGAGGAGUGACAUUGGCACUCCAGAGGGCAUCCACCAACCGAAUAGCCGUUGGCAUUUGUGCCGAAGGCAGCAAAUUCGUAGGUUUAGAAGGGAAUCCCACAGGAGAAGCUAAGAUAACCUUCUCCAUGUUUAUAGUGGAUCCAGCACUGUUGCCGGCAGUGGAGUGUUGAAGAGCAUAUCUUGCCACGAGGUAUCCACCCAGUGAAUGUCCGACCAGCCAAGUCGACUCGUUCUCUCCUAUUUCUUCUUGAAAGAGUUGAUGCAAUGGAUCCAGAAAAAAAUCCACAGCUUGCGAGGGAUUGAACCUAGAUUGACACCAUGCCGUCGUACAAUCCGAUAGCCCGCGAAUGGGUCUUCGGCAAUAGGGUCGGUCCGAACCUCCCAUGCCCAACCAAUCCACCAGCAACACACGCCCAACCCUCCCACUGUCAAGAAGUGGAUCGAUGUUCCUGAAAAAGAAGCCCAAGCCACUCCCGUAGCCAUGAAGCAAGACGACUGUGGGAGGCUCGGUAGCAGUGGGCGUCCCGCUGCUGCGAUCGUUGGUAAACUCGGCCACGUUCAUUCCAUGCCGUUUCGCAACGGAUACUAGAGGUGCCCUUACAAAAGUCUUUAGCAGCCUUUCCUGAGCAUCAAACAGUUGCUUAUCAUUCGUCCCAGUCCACCAUUGUCGCAAGGCUCGGACAAUCAUGGCUAUGCCUGUUGUUAUCUUCGAAGUGCAGGUGAAUGAUGAUGAUGUCGGGGAGGAGGCAGGUUGGCUGUUGUAUCGUUCGAUCUACGAUAGGGUGAAAGCUACCGGUUUACUUUAGUU
Seminavis robusta is the source of this 4203-nucleotide messenger RNA. Lineage: Eukaryota; Bacillariophyta; Bacillariophyceae; Naviculales; Naviculaceae. The record is from the annotation of a GenBank genome assembly.